AUCCGUGUUUCAAUGUGGAAACUGUGGCCACACCACUAUAUAAAGACCAAGCUCCCUUCCCAUCCUCGCAUCCUCUCUUUCCGUCUCUCUCUGAAAAUGGAGCGUGCCACGCGUGUGUUUCCAGUUAUUUUGGUGCUCUUGCUGCUUAUCAUGACCACUGAGAUGGGACCAAGCAUGGUAGAGGCACGGACGUGUGAGUCUCAGAGCCACCGAUUCAAGGGCCCAUGUGUGAGGGGUAGCAACUGUGCGGCCGUUUGCCAGACCGAGGGAUUCUCAGGAGGAAUAUGCCGUGGUUUGCGCCGCCGAUGCUUUUGCACUAAACAUUGUUAGUGGUGAUACAUCAACACUUCCAUAAUCUUCUUUAAUGUUGGUGUGCUGAUAAUAAAGCAGGGACCUGCUAGUUCUUAGUUUGAACUUUGAAUAUUAUCUAAUUACUUAAAUGUAAUCCGUGUGUAGUUUGAAAAAUCUUAUUGAGAGUUGUUUAUCCA
This is a messenger RNA of Magnolia sinica, 488 nucleotides long. RefSeq names its product defensin-like protein. Bases 13 to 330 code for a protein of 105 amino acids. Gene Ontology annotation, biological process: defense response. The transcript has 2 exons. NCBI's taxonomy places the organism in Eukaryota, Viridiplantae, Streptophyta, Magnoliopsida, Magnoliales, Magnoliaceae. The record is from RefSeq and is a predicted model, not a curated record.